AUGGCUACCUUGGCGUUCGCGAGCCUAACAUCUCCUCCAUUCUCGUCGGCGCGAAGGUCUCUGUCUAUCCAUGGAAGAUUCGCUUUUCUCCAUAAAACGCUGGGUUGGGGUCGGAGAUCUCUGCUGCUUCCCAUAACAUGUUCUUCUUCCGAAUCCGAGCCGAACCAAAACGCCGACUCCGAUGCCAAAACGGCGCCGUUGGCGCCGUCGUCUUCUAGUAGCUUGACCGACAAACUAUAUGUAGGGCUCGGAGGCGUUGGGUUUCUAGAAACGACGUACUUGACGUAUCUCAAGCUAACGAAUUCCGAUGCCUUUUGCCCAAUCGGCGGUGGUAGCUGCGGCGACAUCCUCAGCAGCGAUUACGCCGUCGUUUUUGGUGUUCCUCUUCCAUUGUUUGGGAUGGUUGCAUAUGGGUUAGUUGCUACUCUUGGUGUGCAGCUAUUGACUGCAAAGAAGUUGCCUUUUGGGAUUGGUGAAUCUAAUGCUCGCCUAGUUUUACUUGGGACUACAACUUCCAUGGCAGCUGCUAGCGCUUGUUUUUUGUACAUUCUUAGCACUAAAUUUUCAGGAGCUUCUUGCUCGUAUUGUUUGUUAUCAGCUUUGCUCUCUUUCACCUUAUUUUUCAUCACUUUAAAGGAUUUAGGGUUGGAAAAAGUACAGAAAGAGGUGGGCUUCCUGCUGUGUAUAGCUAGCUUGGUGUUUGUGACUCUCAACAGGUCAUAUAGUGCUUAUCCGCCUGUCUCCUCAAGCCCGUCGGAAAUUGAUCUUCCAUAUUUUACAACUGAGAUAACAACACCGUCAAGUCCUUUUGCUAUAGCUCUUGCAAAGCAUCUGAAUGCUAUAGGUGCUAAAAUGUAUGGGGCUUUCUGGUGUUCGCAUUGUGUAGAACAAAAACAGAUGUUUGGACGUGAGGCAGCAAAGCUGCUGAACUAUGUUGAGUGCUUCCCUGGUGGAUUUAGGAAGGGAACUAUAAUGGAAAAGGCAUGUAUUGAUGUUGGAAUUGAAGGUUUUCCUACAUGGGUGAUCAACGGGCAGGUUUUGAGUGGAGAAAAAGAUUUUACAGAGCUCGCACAGGAAUCUGGGUUUGAGUUGAAUGAAUCCAGUCCUCCCCCAUAG
Molecule: messenger RNA, 1116 nt
Organism: Prunus armeniaca (apricot)
Lineage: Eukaryota; Viridiplantae; Streptophyta; Magnoliopsida; Rosales; Rosaceae
Source: the annotation of a GenBank genome assembly